GCAGUCCCAGGCGUUGGCGGAGAGGCUGAUGCUCGUGAGGGACUUCCAGGAGUCGAGGACUCGGGAGUCGAUGUAGGUCAGCCGGUUGGAGUCCAGCUGCAGGGAUUUGAGAUGAGACUGGAAGGAAGGAGAAGGGAGACCCACUCAACAUUGCCAUUGACAAGAUGACCAAGAAAACACGAGACCUUCGGAGACAGCUCCGGAAGGCAGUGAUGGAUCACAUCUCAGACUCAUUCCUGGAGACCAACGUCCCUCUGCUGGUUCUCAUCGAGGCCGCCAAAAGCGGCAACGAGAAGGAAGUGAAGGAAUACGCUCAGGUCUUCCGUGAACACGCCAACAAGCUGGUGGAGGUUGCAAAUCUGGCCUGCUCAAUCUCCAAUAACGAGGAAGGUGUGAAGUUAGUGCGUAUGGCAGCCACACAGAUCGAUAGUCUGUGCCCACAGGUAAUUAACGCUGCACUGACAUUGGCUGCCAGGCCCCAGAGCAAAGUAGCCCAGGACAACAUGGACGUGUUCAAGGACCAGUGGGAGAAACAGGUGCGCGUUCUCACCGAGGCCGUCGACGACAUCACUUCAGUGGAUGAUUUCCUCUCUGUUUCAGAGAACCACAUCCUGGAGGAUGUGAACAAGUGUGUGAUUGCCCUGCAAGAGGGGGACGUGGACACGCUGGACCGGACCGCGGGCGCCAUCCGGGGCCGCGCAGCCAGAGUGAUCCACAUCAUCAACGCCGAGAUGGAGAACUACGAGACCGGCGUGUACACUGAGAAGGUGCUGGAAGCUACAAAACUGCUCUCUGAAACUGUGAUGCCGCGUUUCGCUGAGCAAGUGGAGGUGGCCAUCGAAGCCCUGAGCGCCAACGUGCCCCAGCCCUUCGAGGAGAACGAGUUCAUCGACGCCUCCCGCCUGGUCUACGACGGCGUCCGGGACAUCAGGAAAGCUGUCCUCAUGAUCAGGACCCCUGAGGAGCUGGAGGACGACUCAGACUUCGAGCAGGAGGAUUACGACGUGCGCAGCCGGACGAGCGUGCAGACGGAGGAUGACCAGCUCAUCGCCGGCCAGAGCGCGCGGGCUAUCAUGGCCCAGCUGCCCCAGGAGGAGAAGGCAAAGAUUGCUGAGCAGGUGGAGAUAUUCCACCAGGAGAAGAGCAAGCUGGAUGCAGAGGUGGCCAAGUGGGAUGACAGCGGCAAUGACAUCAUUGUGCUGGCCAAGCAGAUGUGCAUGAUCAUGAUGGAAAUGACAGAUUUCACCAGAGGGAAGGGCCCCCUGAAGAACACAUCUGAUGUCAUUAAUGCAGCCAAGAAGAUUGCAGAGGCAGGAUCCAGGAUGGACAAACUGGCGCGGGCAGUAGCUGAUCAGUGCCCAGACUCAGCCUGCAAGCAGGAUCUGCUGGCCUACCUGCAGCGCAUUGCCCUGUACUGCCACCAGCUCAAUAUCUGCAGCAAAGUGAAGGCAGAAGUUCAGAACCUGGGAGGAGAGCUCAUUGUGUCAGGGACUGGAGUUCAGAGCACUUUCACUACCUUUUAUGAGGUAGAGUGUGAUGUCAUAGAUGGGGGCAGGGCUAGUCAACUUUCCACCCACCCACCCACCUGUGCUGAGGGAGCUACGCUUGAGACGGGAAGCGGUGACUCCUCAACGCUGGACAGUGCCACUUCUCUCAUCCAGGCAGCUAAAAACCUGAUGAACGCUGUGGUCCUUACAGUGAAAGCAUCAUAUGUGGCUUCUACUAAAUACCAGAAGGUCUAUGGCACUGCUGCAGUGAACUCUCCAGUUGUAUCUUGGAAGAUGAAGGCCCCCGAGAAGAAACCUCUAGUAAAGAGAGAAAAACCAGAAGAAUAUCAGACAAGAGUGAGGAGAGGGUCCCAGAAGAAACAUAUUUCCCCUGUACAGGCCUUAAGUGAAUUUAAAGCUAUGGAUUCAUUCUAAACCACUGAGCUUUACCAGGAGGGUUUUAUAUUCUUUUUUGUAUGCGUACCUGCCGACUUGUGUGCGUCUGGCAUGGGGUGGGGGGGACAAAGUGACAAUUUGCAUGCGACCUGAGACUCUAUUCCAGUAAAUAACUCUCUGCAGUGCCCAAAAUUCAGGGCAUUGCCUUCUGAUGUUAAGUGGACUUAACUCCAAGCUUCCUUUUUAAACUAAAUUAUAGCAUUAAAUUGGCCAAAGAAUUUGCGUCACGGGGGUAUACGUGUGGAAUAAAUGAUAAAUUCAAGUCUAAACCCCGAAAUUUUUAUGCAUGCAAGAAACAUUAGGUUGGCAGGUAUAUUAAGUGAAAAAUAAAAAAAAAAAAAGGAAUUGUAAUGGUAGACCAUAAAGCUUGUAUUGCUUCUGUUGCAGUGCAAAAAUGUACUAGCCAAUAUGCUUCAAUGUGUGGCCCAAUAAUUAAAUGAUAUAACUUUUAAGUCAUCUUCAUUAUAGUAUGUGAAUUUUUAAAACAGAUUCAAACUAAUUCAUCUUAAAAAUGCUUCUUUUGAACCAGAUUUUGUUCUUUAUAUUCUAGUAGUGUUAUGACUGCUCACAUUUCAAUUAAUCCCAUUAAUAUGACCAGAGGUUUACUUUUGCCAAUUGAAUUCCUUAUGGUGGAGUAUGAAGCACAAUAUGGUGAUUGACAUUGCCUUUUAUAUUCUGAUUAUUAUUCUGAUUAUUAUUAUUAUUAUUAUAUUAGUAAUAGAAGACCUGGUGGUGGAAUGUUUAGAGACACGGAAACUGACAGUGUGAGAAUUUAGAGGCAAAUAUGUAGGUGUAGCUUGGAUUACAGGUAUCUGACAUACCAUUGUAACCACUAACUCAAUAAACUCAUUUAACCUUGGAAUCCUCAA
Messenger RNA from Zonotrichia leucophrys gambelii, 2812 nucleotides. It is a transcript of the gene CTNNA2, whose product is annotated as catenin alpha 2. The transcript has 13 exons. Gene Ontology annotation, cellular component: catenin complex; adherens junction. The coding region runs from base 165 to 1922 and encodes 585 amino acids. Gene Ontology annotation, molecular function: cadherin binding; actin filament binding; beta-catenin binding. The record is from RefSeq and is a predicted model, not a curated record. Gene Ontology annotation, biological process: cell migration; cell-cell adhesion. NCBI's taxonomy places the organism in Eukaryota, Metazoa, Chordata, Aves, Passeriformes, Passerellidae.